Gossypium arboreum is the source of this 687-nucleotide messenger RNA. RefSeq names its product protein MAIN-LIKE 2-like. Gene Ontology annotation, biological process: meristem development; meristem maintenance. Bases 1 to 687 code for a protein of 228 amino acids. The transcript is spliced from 3 exons. The record is from RefSeq and is a predicted model, not a curated record. NCBI's taxonomy places the organism in Eukaryota, Viridiplantae, Streptophyta, Magnoliopsida, Malvales, Malvaceae.
AUGGCUGGAGAAUUAAUUUGUCUUGAUACGAAAUACAUCUCUGUCGAUCAAAUGACAAUGUCUGUAGAUCGGAUGUUGCAAUGCUAUAUCCGUAAUAUGUCUGGUCCUCCAUCGCCGUUGAUAGAGAAUUACCUGCGAGAAGUGGGUUUUUGGCACAUGGCCAAGAUAGGCUGGGGGUGCAAGUUGGACCCGAAACUAAUCAGGGCAUUGGCCCGAAGGCCUGCCCAAAAUGUGAGAGGAGAGUGUACUAUCACUCUGGAAGACGUGCAAUUGCAAUUGGGAUUGCCGGUUGAUGGGUAUGCAGUCACCGGGUCCGUUCAAUUUGCUGAUUGGGGGGCCGUAUGCUACGAGCUUUUGGGUGCUAUUUCAUAUAACAUUAACAGAGGUCAGAUCGAGAUGGGUUGGUUACAAGACACAUUUCUAGAGCCGGAUAAUGAUUCGACUGAAUUAGAAAGAAUACGAUAUGCUUGGGCAUACAUUCUUGAGAUGAUUGGAGGUUAUCUGAUGUCGGACUUGUCACAAAACCGCCUACAUCCGAGAUGGCUGCUGAAACUCGUUGAUUUUAGAGCAGCUGGUGAAUUAAGUUGGGGGUCUAUCGUGUUAACAACAUUGUACCGGGAGAUGUGCGGGGCGACGCGACUGAAGAAAUCCAAAAUUGGAGGAUGCCUAUCACUACUGCAAUCAUAA